AUGAAUCAUAAAGUUAUAAAAGAAAAUCUCACGAAUAAAAUGUCUUCACAAAAUAUUGAAGCAACUAAUUCAAAUCAUAAAUAUUCAGAUCGAUUGAGUCAACGCACUGAUACUGACUCAGUACACUCAAGAUUUCGGUCAACAAAAAUAUAUUGUGAUAUUUGCAAUAUGAAUAUGAUUAUUGAAAAUCAUUCUUUAAUAGAAAAACAUUUUAAUAAUUCUCAUCCUUCUAAACAAUUUUGUUGUUAUUGUAAAGGCAAAGUAUUUACUUAUACACAAAUGCCUAAUGAUUGUACUCAGAAACCAAAGUCUAUAUUAUAUCAUAAAUGUAAUAAAUCUUAAGUACAAAUAGUAAUUAUAAAUAUUUAGGAAAAGAAUACAAAAGAAUUUUUUUAUAAAUAUUUAUAUAUUUAAAUAAAAUAUAUAUUUCUUAUAAAAUUAUUCUACAUUAAAUUGUGCAAUACAAAACUGAAUAAAUAGUAUAAACAUGCAAAUAGAAAAAAAUUUUCGAAAUUACAUAAAGAAUCAAUAAUAAUAAGUAUAUAUAAAAAUAUAACAUAAUAAUAAUUAUUGAUCGAAAGAUAUGACUUUUCCAUUAUUUUAUAUACAAAUUAUCAAAUUAUAAAAUUUGAGUUUAUAAGUAUGUUACAAUUUAUUCCAAAUAUAAAAGUACAGAUAUUUAUACAUAAUAUAAAUAUUCUUUCUGUAUAAGUUAUAAUUAAGAACUAUUUGCAAACUAUUUGUUUUUGAAAUGAUAAUUAAGACAGUACAAAACUUAAAAUAUAUUAAUAUAUAAUAA
This is a messenger RNA of Apis florea (little honeybee), 799 nucleotides long. RefSeq lists its product as uncharacterized. NCBI's taxonomy places the organism in Eukaryota, Metazoa, Arthropoda, Insecta, Hymenoptera, Apidae. The record is from RefSeq and is a predicted model, not a curated record.